AUUUCAUCUCCACCACUUUUUUCAGUUGCUUCCAUAGUUCCAUGGCGGCAAUUUCAAGUCGCAUCAUCAACACGAACUCAUUGAAUGGUCAUGGCCAACUCUUCCUCUGCUUUCACUCUUCUCAACUGUCCUCUCUCAGCUUCUUCCUCUGCUCCGUUUCAAGUCGCAUCAUCAUCACGAACUCAUUGAAUGCUCAUGGCUAACUCUUCCUCUGCUUUCACUCUUCUCAACUGUCCUCUCUCAGCUUCUUCCUCUGCUCCGUUCCGGCUUCGAUCGUUAACGAUUCCAAAGCGUCAGUCCUCCUUUCGAGCUCGACCCAGAAGCAAACCCGUCUGCCUCUCCGUCCUCGAUUCUCGAAUCGGUGCUCAGCAGGAAGAUAUUGUCAUUGUCGGCGGCGGAAUCGCCGGCCUGGCCACCGCGCUUUCCCUCCACAGGCUUGGUGUAGGGUCGUUAGUGCUUGAGCAGGCGGAAUCGCUUCGUACUGGUGGAACCUCGAUCACCCUUUUCAAGAAUGGGUGGCGAGUGCUGGAUGUCAUGGGAGUCGGGGAUGUUCUCAGAACCCAGUUUAUUGAAAUUGAAGGGAUGGUAGUGAAAUCAGUGGAUGGAAGGGCGCUGCGCUCCUUUAACUUCAAAGAUGAAGAUGAAGGCCAAGAGGUACGUGCAGUGGAGAGAGGAAUACUUUUAGAGACUCUUGCCUCUAAGCUGCCAUCAGAUGCACUGCGUUUUUCGUCGAAGCUGGCAAAAAUGGAAAGAACCCAAAAUGAUGAAAUUUUGUUGGAACUUGCGGAUGGAACCAAGUUACUUGCCCAGAUUGUGAUUGCUUGUGAUGGGAUCCGAUCUCCUGUAGCAAAAUGGAUGGGGUUCUCUGAACCCAAGUAUGUUGGGCAUUGCGCUUUCCGUGGGCUUGGAUUCUAUCCUGGUGGUCAGCUGCUCAAACCCAAUGUAAAUUACAUCUAUGGAAGAGGAUUGCGUGCCGGAUUUGUUCCAGUUUCCCCUACCAAGGUUUACUGGUUCAUCUGCUUCAACAGUUCCUCCCCAGGUCCAAAGAUUAGUGAUCCAUUUAUGUUGAAAAAGCAAGCUGAAGAACUAGUCAGGAACUGGCCUCCAGAGCUAUUGAAGAUCAUAGAUGACACUCCAGAAGAUACCAUCAUUAGAACUCCGUUAGUAGACCGAUGGCUGUGGCCAGUCAUAAGCCCUCCCGUUUCAGCAGGAAGAGUGGUUUUGGCUGGCGAUGCAUGGCACCCGAUGACUCCCAAUCUUGGGCAAGGUGCUUGUUGUGCGCUGGAAGAUGCAGUGGUUCUGGCAAGAAAGCUUGCUGGUGCGAUUAAGUCAGGACCUGCAUCCGUGGAAGAUGCAUUUCAAUCAUAUGGGAGUGAAAGAUGGUCCCGUGUGUUUCCAUUAACAGUGCGUGCAAACCUUGUGGGAGCCCUUCUGCAAUGGGAUAAUCCGGUGGUGUGUUCUGUUCGGAAUAGUGUUGUCAUACCUAAGCUUGCUCAGCUUGGACCAUUGUUGGAGCAUACAAAUUUCAACUGUGAGCCUCUAUAUUAGAGUUAGAAAAACAAAUUUUGGAUCACUGAAACAUGAUCCUUGAGAAGUAGCUAGGUUUUACACAAAUUACCUCUUAAAACCUUCCCAUUGUUCAAAAGCUAGUGCCCUGAUUCCUUGAAACUAAAAUCGUAUUAUGGUUCUUGGUUCUUGAACUAUUCCAAACAUUUUUUUUCCCUUGAAUACAUUAUAUGGUGUUUAUAUAGUGUAGAUUUUCAAUAAAUUAUAGUUCUUUGGGUCAUUUA
Messenger RNA from Malania oleifera, 1790 nucleotides. RefSeq names its product monooxygenase 3-like. NCBI's taxonomy places the organism in Eukaryota, Viridiplantae, Streptophyta, Magnoliopsida, Santalales, Ximeniaceae. Gene Ontology annotation, molecular function: FAD binding. The record is from RefSeq and is a predicted model, not a curated record. The transcript is spliced from 6 exons. Bases 190 to 1548 code for a protein of 452 amino acids.